AAAAAACUAAAAUUUUUGUGUGAAAAUUUUAAAUUAUUUAAAUUUAAAACGAAAUUAUGAGUAUACGUGGACGUAGUAGAUCUCGCGGUGGCAGUGGCAGUGCAAAGCGCUGUAUGAGACCAGGUCCAAUAACCAAAAAUGGUUAUCUAAAUUUUCUUAGAGAAUAUCGCAAAGCCUGCUGUGGUAUGUCGCCUCAAGAAACCAUAAUACGUGGGGCCCAACAAUGGAAUAAGUUGUCGGAAAAGGAGAAGGAAAAGUAUAAUCGAAUGAGCAAACCUCGUCGCCGCCGCCGUCGCCUCUCUAGUGCCAAACGUUGUAUGCGACCCGGUCCCGUUACCAACAAUGGUUAUUUAAACUUUUUACGUGAUUAUCGUAAACAAUGCUGUGGAAUGUCACCUAGAGAAACCAUAAGACGUGGCGCUCAGCAGUGGUUAAAACUAUCGGAAGAGGAAAGAGAAAAGUAUAACCGUUUAGCCAGACGUCGUAGUAGAAGUGGAAGCCGAGGUCGCAGACGUGUAUGUUGAAGAGAAGGUGUAUUUGUUAGUAAUUUGUCCAAAGAUUUAAUCAUGUAACGUAGAAUUUUUAGAACUAAAUGCGCAGUUAAUGUAAUAAAGCUUUUAAAUGGG
Molecule: messenger RNA, 626 nt
Organism: Lucilia cuprina (Australian sheep blowfly)
Lineage: Eukaryota; Metazoa; Arthropoda; Insecta; Diptera; Calliphoridae
Product: protamine-like protein 99C
Exons: 4
Coding region: 57-524 (155 amino acids)
Biological process (GO): sperm DNA condensation; spermatogenesis
Source: RefSeq, a predicted model, not a curated record